This is a messenger RNA of Sporothrix brasiliensis 5110, 2055 nucleotides long. RefSeq names its product uv radiation resistance protein. Gene Ontology annotation, biological process: SNARE complex assembly. Gene Ontology annotation, cellular component: lytic vacuole; endosome. NCBI's taxonomy places the organism in Eukaryota, Fungi, Ascomycota, Sordariomycetes, Ophiostomatales, Ophiostomataceae. Gene Ontology annotation, molecular function: SNARE binding. The coding region runs from base 1 to 2055 and encodes 684 amino acids. The transcript is spliced from 2 exons. The record is from RefSeq and is a predicted model, not a curated record.
AUGGCGGCGCCGCAGCCGGCGUUCCUCCUGCCGCAGAACCGCAAGCUGCGCCACCUGCGGGGCAUCUACCUGCGCAAUCUGACAUUCUCGCCGCCGCGCAAGCACAGCGUCGACGACUCGGGCGUCGGCCCAGGAGGACAACAGAGGCGCGCGUCGCUGCGGAAAGCACUCCACCACUCUCGGUCGAGUGACGACCUGCUGACCGACAGCAAUGGAUCGGCCACAGCUUCACCGUCCGCUGCAGCGCCAGACUCAGCGACAGCGACAGCCACGUCCACGGCCUCUGCACGCAACCGCAGCGCGACGCUGUCUGGGGCCGAUGCGCUGGCACGACAACACAUUUUGGAGCAGGUGCUGGACAGCAGCACGGCAGACGCCUUCUUCUCGCUGCACAACGACGGGGCCGACGAGCCCAUCUACGUCAGCGAGGUCGCCGAGCGGGCGGCGAACUUCAAUUUUCGCUUCUUCGACCUGGCCGGCCUCGAUCCCUUCGUCUCACGAUCGUCGCAACUGACCGUCAAAGUCUGGGUGCGACGGGCACCACAUGCAAGCACAUCUGCAGCAACAUCCUCAGCACCCUCAACAACAACAACACGUCCGUCUUCGACGUCUUCCUCCUCUCCCGCGUGGUUCCUCCUCCUCGAAGACGACGUCGAUCUGCGCUUCCUCGGCUGCAUCGGUUCUCUCCAAAGCAUCCGCUUCCCACCCAACGCCCUCGUUUUCCAUUUACUCGAUGGCAUCUACAUGGCCGGCGCACCACGCAAUCGGCUCGUGGCACCGGCCGGCGGCGCGCGCAGCAACUUGGCAGGAUCACCACCGCUGCCCACGUCGUCCUACAACGCGCUCAUGCGCCUCGCCAACCUCGAAAACUCACUACAAGACUGCCUGGCCACGCAGGACAAGCUGUCCCAGCAGAUCGAGCAGAUCCUCGACGCAGAGCAGCAGGCCGUCGCGGCCGGCGAGCCCGCAGCCGCGGCUCUGCUCCUGCCCGAGGCCGAGGCCGGCCGCCACCGCGCCCUGAAGGGCCUCGCACACCGGCGCCGCCUCAAUGACGCCGCGCGCAGGAAACGCGCCGACCUGGCGUCGUCUCUGGAGGCCAGACGGGCGGCCAUUGCGGCAGGCCGCGACCUGCAGCAGCGCGCCUGGGCCGACGUCGAGCACGCGGCACACAAGCUGGAGUCGUCGCGCGCCACGGCGCAGCGCACACGCGACGACAUUCGCGGGCAGCGGCGGCGCAUCUGCGAGGACCUGAUUCGCAUUUUCAACAUUGCGCGCGCGCGGGGCGUCGACGAGCCGCUCGCGUUCCAGAUCUGCGGCAUGCCGCUGCCCAACACGGUGUACGGGCCGCUCCUCGACAGGAGCAGCAAGGGGCAGGCCGAGGACACGCUGUCGGCGGCGCUGGGCUUUGUGGCCGUCCUCGUCGCGGCGCUGGAGACGUACCUGGGCGUCGCCCUGCCGUACCGCAUCACGGCCUACGGCUCGCGCUCGGUGGUGCGCGACGACAUCAGCAAGAACAUCCCCGACGCGCAGCGGGACUUCCCGCUGUUCAUGCCGCGCGGCGGGCACAAUGCGCAGUACCGCUUCGACUACGCCUGGUUCCUGCUCAACAAGGACAUUGAGACGCUGUGCCACGCCCAGGGCCUCAAGGUCGUCGACAUCCGGCACACGCUGCCGAACCUGCAGUACCUGCUGUACGUGUGCAGCGCCGGCACCGCGGACCUGCCGGAGCGCAAAAAGGGCGGUGUGCGCGGGCUGUGGAUGGGCCACAUGCAGCGGCACGGCGUGGGCAGCAGCCGAGACGACGUGCAAGACGGGCAAGAAGCACAAGGAGCAGAAGGACACGACCCGCGCAAGGAUGCCGCCGUCGUGACCACGCGCGGGCUUCUUCCGACGACCACGCGCACAACGACGCGCGCCACCAACACGACCAACACGGCCAGCAAUACCACGGCGACGUCCAUGGCGUCCUCGCCGGCGUCGACGCUCCACCUGCCCUUUGACGAGACGGCGACGAAGUGGACACUGCGGACAAAAGGCAUGCGGGAGAGAGACUGA